GAUGACUUCAGAAAGAAGAUUAAGCUAUAACGAUAACAUUAAACUUAUUUCUGAUAUUCUUGAGAUAUCCAUACACACAAUACUGAACAUUAGACAGGUCUACCCACAAUUCACCUUCGAGCGAAAGCAAAAAUGGGGCGCUAUAGUUUACAAGUCUAGAGUACCGGCAGUACAAAGUUAUAUUACGUCAUUAGUUGAAAGCGUCAUUGAACAAAUAAAGCAAGAUAAAGUGGAGAACAUAAUUGUUAUCAUAAAGAACAAAUACGAUAUUCCAUUUGAGAAGUUCAUCUUCAGAAUAGACAAACGAAUAGACGAUAUAGAAGAUCAUCUGAAAGAUACGAGUUUCCAAGAUGCACUUGCGCAUGAUCAAGUAGGCGUCUACGCUAGGUCGAUCUUGGUGAGACUAUCAACUUUAGAUGCUAUGUUAGAACCGCUGAAAGAGGAAGAAGAUUUAACAUUUAGUGUACAAUUAGAAUUGCGGCAGUCUAGCGAAAUGAAUAAUAGCUCCGAAUGGAUUACUAGAAAUAAUAAUCACACUAAAGACAGCCAAGAUAUCAUUCCAGUUCGAGCGAUCGAUACUGGUAUAUUAAAUCUACAAUUAUUAUGUCAAGAGACAGAAUAUAAAUAAAUUAAGGAAUUUAAUUGACAGUUUAUUUUUUAUUUUGACACUUAUCUAUAAAUGGAAGUCGCCAUUCGAGGCUGUCUGCGCAUUUACAUUCUCAUCAACGGUGACAAUCAAGGGUGAUGUACAAAACUCAAUAUACUUUCUCACCAAAGUAUAUACACUCA
This is a messenger RNA of Wallemia mellicola CBS 633.66, 789 nucleotides long. Its product is annotated as DNA-binding protein. The annotation marks the transcript as partial. Gene Ontology annotation, cellular component: zeta DNA polymerase complex. The transcript has 4 exons. The record is from RefSeq and is a predicted model, not a curated record. Lineage: Eukaryota; Fungi; Basidiomycota; Wallemiomycetes; Wallemiales; Wallemiaceae.